AGAAGAAGAAGGUUCGAUAUCAACAAGAGCAGGAGGCAUGUAGCUGACAGGGUCGACUUUUUUACCUCAAAAAGUUUGGCUGUACGCAAAUGUCAACCACGUAUGUGUCACUUAAACAAGCGCUCUUGUUCGUUUUCAAGCCACAGACGGGUUGCACGUAAUGCUAUGUAGCUCGUUGUGCUGACUAGCUGGCUUACUAACAGCAAGGUAAGGCUGUAAAUUCAAUUAAGGAAUGUGUAUAUUUGUAUAGUGCUUUCAUACUCGUGUUAUAAUUCACCUACAGUAAACACCAGACUGUCUUUACGCGCUAAAUGUUGCGGUCUUUGUUUUUGUAUCUGUCAUAUGAUUUAAGAUAAGGCUGCUUUCUCAGGGUGUUUGUAAAAUGUGACAGGAUGGCCGAUGACCCACAGAGAAACUUCCGCUCGGCCUAUUAUGAGAAAGUGGGUUUCAGGGGAGUAGAGGAGAAGAAAUCACUGGAAAUACUGCUGAAGGACAAUCCCCUCGAUCUAGAAAAGCUGAGCACCUUCAGUCAGAGGUUCCCCCUCCCCUCCAUGUACAGGAUCCAUGUGUGGAAGGUAUUGUUGGGUAUCCUCCCUCCCCACAGUGACUCUCAUGCUCUGGUUGGAGGCUACAGGAAGGAGCAGUACCAGGACAUCCUGGAGGCUCUGGAGGUGAUGAGGUACAUCAACUCCUCCACACCAUCCACCCACAUCUACCUUCGCAUGUUCCAGCUGGAGAGCCAGAUUCUUCCGCGGUGCUCCGAGACCUCUGCCCCGGAUGAGGAGAACGAGGACUUCCUCUCCGUCAGUCGAGCCAUGGAGGAGAUCGUAGACGAUCCUGUCGACUGCUAUUGGCUAAUCAAAUGUUUUGUGAAUCAGUUUCACACCAAGUUUGGUGACUCAAUACCUCACCUGCCAAAGAGUCUGGAGCAUUAUCUGAGUCAGGAGGAACCUCGACUGCUGAACCACCUGAAGAACAGCGGAGCACUCGCUCAGCUGCCGUACAGCCUCUGGUUCAGACGCUGCUUUGCCGGCUGCCUGCCUGAAUCCAGCCUGCAGAGGGUGUGGGACAAGGUGAUCAGCGGCUCCUGCAAGAUCCUGGUGUUUGUCUCUCUGGAGAUCCUGCUCAGCUACAAGAUCAUCUUGAUGGGCAUCAACCGGCCGGAAGGCAUCGUCAAGUUUCUGUGCAAUAUACCGCAGGAAAACACAGACGCCAUCGUGACGAAAGCAAUCGACUUGUGGCACAAAUAUUGCGGCACUCCGAUGCACGCCGUGUAGACGCAUGGAGCUCCUCGGAGAUUUUCCAGGACUUGCUCCCAACUGCACUGAGACACUAACAGACUGUGACGUUUGGGGCGAUGUUUUUUUUCUGCAUGAAUGAACAGAAAACUCAUCACGGGCUCCUUUUAGUAAGCGUGAGAAGUUGGGAGCUACUUUUCAUACUGACAGGACAAUUCCCAGCGUUCCACCAAAGAAGAGAAACUAUGUGUGGAAGAGCCUCGAGUGCAUGAAUGAACACUGAAAACAAAGAAGCCGAUGAAUGUGAAUGCAGCCCGUUUGAUAAACUUAUUUUUUUUUUAAUAAGUUUCUUUCUUUAAGAAACUGCAUACAUCAUAGAAGACUCACAAUAAAUUAAUACUCACAUGCAGUUUUUUCUGCUUUACAAAAAAAAAACAUCUGAAAAGUCACACUUCCUUUCUUUAUGUACAACUUUUAGAAUUCUGAGAAUCUCUCAAAACAUUUCAAUCGACAAGAGGCAGUGAUGUGACAGACUCUUGUACACACAUACACGACUCUCACUCUCACACACACACACACACACACACAGAUAACAGAUAAACCAGUUCUCCCAGUAUAAUGAUCACCUCUUCCAUUUCAUGAACCUGUAAACAAUAAAAACAUGAAAAGUACAAUGGCUGAGUUCUCAGGUUUUUGUACCAACAACAUUUGUAAUAAAAAUGUGAUAGAAAAAAAGUUUGUCGUCGAGUUCAGCAACAUUGAACUCUGUCCUCAGAUAAAAUAUUCUGUUAUCAAACGACA
Labrus mixtus (cuckoo wrasse) is the source of this 2039-nucleotide messenger RNA. It is a transcript of the gene tbc1d7, whose product is annotated as TBC1 domain family, member 7. Gene Ontology annotation, biological process: negative regulation of TOR signaling; activation of GTPase activity. The coding region runs from base 393 to 1277 and encodes 294 amino acids. NCBI's taxonomy places the organism in Eukaryota, Metazoa, Chordata, Actinopteri, Labriformes, Labridae. Gene Ontology annotation, molecular function: GTPase activator activity. The transcript is spliced from 7 exons. The record is from RefSeq and is a predicted model, not a curated record.